Messenger RNA from Sorghum bicolor (sorghum), 4034 nucleotides. RefSeq lists its product as uncharacterized. The transcript has 5 exons. The record is from RefSeq and is a predicted model, not a curated record. Lineage: Eukaryota; Viridiplantae; Streptophyta; Magnoliopsida; Poales; Poaceae. The coding region runs from base 603 to 3572 and encodes 989 amino acids.
CUUCCUCCCCCCCCCCCCUCUCUCUCCUCCUCCCUCUCUCCCUUCCUCCGCCAGUCCCGCCCCCCUGGCCCAUCAGAUCCAAUUCCUUCCCCGACCCCCAUCCCGGAUCCGCCGCAAUUCCUUCGUGCGUCGAGCUCGAUUGCUCCCUGCCCGUGGAAUUUGCUCCUUUUCUCCGCAAGAAUCCCACCUUGGACGGCGACUUGGGUGGGGGGACUUGCCAAGGUUGGGGGGGCGUAGCGGGGUCAUGGGCGUGCUGCUGCCAUCUAGGCUGUUCGUGCGCCGGAUACUCAGGGUCGUCAGGCUCAAUCCACUGCAGCGCAGCGCCGCCAAGAGUCGCUGAGGUGAUUUCUCGUGAACGCAUUCAGCGCAGCAAGUUAACUAUUGGCUGCUCGUCCAGUUGAGCAGGUCGAGCUAUCCAUUUAGCUCGACACAGUGAGGAACUGAAGAUACGCAUUGUGAUUGCUUGUCUUCCGUGGCUCUCAAACAUCCUGCUGGUGUGCUGUGCUGUGAAGGUCACAUAAUCCACUUGGCUAUAUGCUGGGGUGGGUAAUGUGAAUCGGGGCUUGAUAAAUGCAGGCUUGUUAACUUGUUUUGCAACAAGAAUGGGGGCAAAAGUAGAAGGGGAAAGCUAUAUGCCUGGAUAUUAUGCCACGGGGGAUCUCAACGUGGAGGCGAAUGGCAGGUGGUCUCCAUACUAUGAGGAGAUGACAUCAAAUGGCCAGUUAUGCAAUGGCUUCACAACAAAACCAGCAAAUGGUUAUUCGGAAUUUGACAAAGAAAUACUCAAGCAUCAAAUGCUUGAACAUGAAGCUGUGUUUAGACAACAGCCUCACAACCCACUCGCUAUCCAGGUGUAUGAACUGCACCGAGUUUACAAAAUACAGAAGGAUAUGAUGAAUCAACAUCAAAGCAAAGAGGUAUAUUCAUACCCAACUUUGGCAGUUGCAUCACAUACAAAUUCACCGUCACAAGGGCCACCAAAUGGUGUAAAGAUGAUGUGGCAGAUGCCAGUUCCUCCUGUGUCCACAACAUACAGGAAAGCUGUUGGAGAGCAUAAUGAUACAAACCAGUCCUCCAUGAAGUUCCUUAGAGAAGGCAGCGUUCAGUCCUCUCCAAAUGGAUUUCUAUCAAGUGAUGCUGGUCCAAGAAGCAGACAAGGCACUUUUGACCUUCAACUUCCAGCUGAUCAUUAUAUAGAUGACGAUGACACGUCAGAUAACAAGCCCAUAGAUUUCCUUGGUUUGGCAUCGGAUACAAAACCCCGGAAUGAUGCUGAGCAUACAUUAGUUAGUGCUGAAGGCUUGGGCAAGUUCAGUGAUAAUAGUUCAUCCUCAGGUUUGCGGACUACAAAUAAUCUUGGAAGCCGGCAAGUUACCGACCUGAAUGAAUCAAAUACUGGCUUCUAUAUUGGUAGAGCAAAUGGAUCAGCUUCCAAAGGCCUUCCACAUACCCUCAAGAACUCGUGGCACCAACCAAUAAUGAGAUCAAACACAACUAAUUUCAGUUUCAGUAAAGAAUACUCCAAAGAAAAGCACACAGAUGAAGGUACAAGCUCAAAUUUCUUUGACACAAGUGCGAAAAUAACACACGAGGACAAACCAUCAAUCAAUAAAGGUAAACAAGUCAGCAGUAUAACCUUUUUAGCACCCAGAUAUAAUGAUGCUGAUUCUCCAAAAUACUUCAAAGCUGGUGAUGGGAGGCCUGCCAGUUAUAACCAAUUUCUUUACCAAGGUCAGAAUAGUUCAGUUGGAUGGAUUGCACGAAGUCCUCUGGAAGCUUCUGUUAUCAAUAAUUUUGCUAGAGUUGACCGUCCAUAUCAUCCGAAUAUGGGUACAUUUACUGCCCCCAUCUCUAUUCCUCAAAUAGACAAUCCUUCAAUUGUCUCGCCGAUGGGUUCUUGCACAGCAGAUCCAAGGAGUAGCAUUAUCAAUAAUCCUGCUUUAAUUCCAAGAUUCAAUGGAUCAUCAGCUGUGAAUUCGUACACCAGUCUUAGUGCUGUGACACAGAGCAUUGGAACUUCAAUGCCAAAGCUGAAAAAUGUGGAUAACUUAGAUAAACGCUAUCCUGGUUUUCCACUUGAUUCGUUUUCUGUGUCCCACUCACGACAUCAGGUGGCAAUUUCAAGUAACCUGGUGCAAAAGAACUCCCAGAAGUUGGAAGAUUCAGAUCAACAGUCCCAUGGCAAGGGUAUGAAGAACUUCAAUUUGAAUGAGACACUGUCAGAUUGUCAGGAAGAUGGUCUUGUAGAACAAGAUGGGAGAUGUGCUGCCAGUUUUCAGCAUGGUAAAGAUGGGGGGUCAGUAUUUGGGAUCUCUUGGCUCAAAAAUAAAGCUAUGUCUGCUGAUCCAACAACUCUGGAGAAGCCACAGAAGAUUUUUGGCCACUCAUUUGGAACUAAAAUGGAGCUGAAAAAUACCAAAGACCAGAACGAACCAGCCGUGACUAUUCGAAAUUUGUCAGAUUCUGCUUCGACAUCUCUUGGCUGUGGAAUUAAGAAGGAUGGGCCUUCAGAAGACAUUGUCACUGGAACUCUGCUAGUUUGUAAUAAAGCCCAAGCGGGUGCUACAUGUUUACCUCUUUCAUGCCAGAAACAUGUGCCUAAAGAUGGACAAGCUGCUGAAGGAGUCAUCAAGAAAAGUGGCGCCCUCAUCAGGAAUUUCAUUGAUCUCAAUGAUGACGUACCAAACGAUGACAAUUCUGAGGAAUCAGUAGUGUCACAUGAAUGCCAGGUGGAACCUUCACGGAACAACCAUCCUAAACGAACAUUUGUGAUUGAUUUAGAGGCGCCGGCUUGUGAAGAGGAUGCUGCAUGGGAUUUUGAUCAAGAAAGCGUACAGCCUAAACUCGAUGCAUACCAGGAAGCUGACAACAGAUCUGAUACAUCCGCUCUAGCUGCAGCUGAGAACAUCGUAGCGUUGGCAAGGAAUGUGCCAACAGCUGCAGAGGCAUCUGAUGAUAUGUUGCAGUGGUUUGCAGAUCUCGCUGUAUUAAACAUCAAUGACCUUGCUGAGCAAGUUGAACUCCAAGCUUGUACCAAUGAUUCCAGUAACGAUGAGUCAGAUUCAUUUGAAUCCUUGACACUGAAGCUGGAAGAGACCAAGAUUGAGGAGUACUGGAGCAGGCCACUGGAACUGGAAGUCACAACCGAUGAACAAACAGUUUCAACUGCUCAUCUUCUUACCAAGCCCAGAAGGGGCCAGCAAAGGAGACGACGGCAGAAGCGAGAUUUCCAGAAAGAUAUCUUGCCUGGCCUUUCGUCACUUUCCCGGCCUGAAAUCAUAGAGGAUGUACAAUUGCUCGAGGGGUUAGUCCAGGCUUCUGGUGGAUCCUGGGAGUCCAGUUUAACUAGGCGAGGACGCUAUGGUGGGCGGACUAGAGGUAGGAAACCUCGGAAAACUGUAGUGACUGUAAUCGUAGAAGAGGAGGAGGUUGAGGUUAGUCCACCGCCAAAACCUGUUGGCACUGGGGACUUAGAAGCUGAUGAUAGGGGUAUGAUUGGAUGGGGCAGAACAACAAGGCGGUGUCGCAGAACGAGAUGUCCGUCAGGUAACAACAUGGCUACUGCGUCUUGAGAGAGGGUAUUGCCAGCAAGCAUUGGGUUUGAUUAGGUACUGGGUGGUUCCCAAUUGUUAUAGAGACUCCGAUGGAUGGACUGGUAUAAGGUGAUCACAGUCAUGAGUGUACAUACUCUGUCGGCCUAUUGGCCUCACCCCAACUUUAUGCUUUUGGGUCGAAACAUGGUUUACGUUCUUAUAAUAAGUUCCGUAAAUUAGCUGGUAAAGACAUUUCUGUGACAGCAUUGUAUUAAGCUGUCCCAGGCUAUGAGGCCCGGUAUAAAUUCAUUGUGAGAAAAACUGCAAUGCCUGUAAACCACCUUGAUCUCUGAAGAAUAGCUACAUGUGCAACAUAGGGUGUGAAUGAGUCUCCGAGUCUGUAUUAUUUUUGUAGCUAUAUGCUCUGCCUAAUUGACCAGUAUUCAGCAUGCGAAAUGCUAAUUUAGUUGGCUAGUAUUCAGCAUGCGAAAUGCUAAUUUA